Molecule: messenger RNA, 543 nt
Organism: Neoarthrinium moseri
Lineage: Eukaryota; Fungi; Ascomycota; Sordariomycetes; Amphisphaeriales; Apiosporaceae
Exons: 1
Coding region: 1-543 (180 amino acids)
Biological process (GO): arachidonate secretion; phospholipid metabolic process
Molecular function (GO): A2-type glycerophospholipase activity
Source: RefSeq, a predicted model, not a curated record
AUGAAGUCCCUCGCUCUGGUCGCUGUCUUUCUUCUCCAAACCACUGGGCUGGCUGCUCCUACCAACCCAGCUAAACGCCAGGAUAUCAACACGAUCACCGAUCAGAUUCUGUUUGACAUCACACUGCCGGAGUUCACGACGCGCCGCAACGCCAAGAACCCUUCAUCUCUGGACUGGGAAAGCGACGGGUGUACCAGCUCGCCUGACAACCCUCUGGGUUUCCCCUACGUGCCGGCUUGCAACCGCCACGACUUUGGCUACAACAACUACCGUCUGCAGAGCCGCUUCACGGUCAGCGCCAAGGAUGCCAUCGAUACCAACUUCAAAGACGAUCUCUAUUACCAAUGCGAUGUCUACGGCAGGAGUGUGAGCAUUUGCAAGGCCUUGGCGGAUGUGUACCACGCUUUCGUGGUUGAGUUUGGCGGAGAUGAUGCGACCCCCGGUAAAAGAGGCGGGCUGUACGAGGAGAAGCUUGAGAUCUAUAACCAGAUGGUUGCAGAUGCUGUUGCAAAGGGUGAACUAGUGCUUCCUGAGACUGCAUAG